AUGCGAAAUGCAGGAGGCCCUCUGUUUCAUACAUUUUAUGUUGUUCCAUCAUCCACAGCACCAAUAACAACAUCGGUUUGGUUGGAUUUGUAUAAAUCUGGCCAGUGGGCAUCAUAUGACUAUGUUUUGGAAUGGCAUCAUGUUGAAUUCUCAACACAAUUACAUGUUGAAAACAAAGAUGAAACUAUUGAUACAUUUGGUUCAAUAGCAACUGAAUUACCGAUAGCACAAGAAGAUGAUGAUUUGAUAGAAACAGAUUUAAAAACAAUGGAUGGAAAGAUUAAUAUUGUUCAAAAGUUAACUGAAUCAAUCAUCGAAUCAAGUGAUCUAGAAGUCUUUUCAGAAAAUUAUUUUAUAUUAAGCAGGAUAUAAAGUACUGCAGAUAAUGUACAUCCUGAAGUAUUCAACUGGCUCUGAUGUAUUUUGAGUGAGUUAUGAAUUUUUUAAUAUUAGCAGAAAACAGCCGGAAAAGACUAGUUUUCGUAAAACUAAGAAUUCGCUAGAUUUUCUGAAAAGAAAACAUUGCCACAAGAGUCAGUAUCCUAGUUUUCCUCCUUUAUCCUAGUAAAAGUCUUAGACACUUCUUAAAAUUAUCUUACGUAAGAUCGUUUAAAAUCUUAAUAAGAUUUAAUGACUCUUCUUUCAUUCAUCCUUUUGUUUUGCUCUCAUUCAUUCAUAUAAGUAACACUGAAACUAUGACUGAUUUUACAAUUAUUUUUCUUCCCUCUGAUAGUAUUUGGUCUCUCGAAAAUGCUCAACAACUUUUCAGAGAGGGUGCAUGCAAGUCAAGAUUCAUGGUUGGAUACCCGAAAAUAUGAAAUUUUUCUUCAUUUUUCAAUACUGUUCAACUGCUGCUUUGGAUAAUGCGAGUUAAAAAUUCGAAAAUUCUCAGCGAAUCUUGAAUGAAUAUUAUUAAGAAAACGUCGUCAUUCUUACUAUUAAAAUCCUAACAAGUUCUUGCCUAAUCUUGAAAAAAUCUCAGACAGUAAGAUGCACCCAGGGCAGCCUUGCAGUGAAAUUUAUUUUUCGACACUUCAUACACCAUUCGAUAGAGAAUUUCGCGGUGAUCACGAAUAUCACUUCCAAGGCUCUCAGAACCCUUUCCUCACUG
This is a messenger RNA of Didymodactylos carnosus, 1111 nucleotides long. The record is from the annotation of a GenBank genome assembly. Lineage: Eukaryota; Metazoa; Rotifera; Eurotatoria; Philodinida; Philodinidae.